UCGAAAAUCGACGAUCUAGAAGCGCUAAUUUAAUGCUUUUCACUGACAAGUCAUGGAACAAUCAUGGAGACGUCUGCCUUGAAUUUGGCACAUGAAAAACAGAGAAGAGCAGAAGCAUUACUGCGUGAGGGGAAGUUUGAAGAAGCAGCAAAGUGUCACGAAACUGUGGCUGAUCUCCUAGAAGAGGCUCAUGCACAACUCGAAUCCAGCCUUAUACAUAUACAUGCACCUACAUUAUCCUCUCAAGAGACAGCAAAGUUUCUGACACCGAUUCAAUCGCUUGUUACUUUAGAAUCCCUCAGUCUGCAACGAGACUAUCAUAAAAGACAAGCAGCUGUUGUCAGAAUGAAACAAGUACAGUACGAAGAAUAUAAAACAACAUUAGAAAAUCAUCAAAAGGAUCUACUUAAUAAGCAUGUAGCUAAAUAUACUGAAAAAGAUAAUUGUACAAAUAUAAGGAUCGAUAAGUUUGAUGGUUCUUUACGUCAAGCUAUAUACAAAACAAUCGAUGAGCAAGAUAGCCUUUUAAGCUUAAUAUCUUUACCUGAUGCAGAAGAAAAAAGCUUUAAACAUCCCAAAGACACUGGUACUGUUAUAGAAGAACUCAGAACUGUCAACAGUCAGUUGCGAUCUCUUGUGGGAAGUUUACUUAGCCAAUUGGAAGCAAAGGAAGAAGAAGUGCGGCAGCUAACAGAACGUCUCUACGCAGUUUCUGUCAAUUCCAAUGAUAUUAGAUCUGAAGAACAUCCUUUGUGUCUCGCACCAUUACCACCUUUAACACCUCUUGAAAUGCCGCUUUUUGAUUUUACAUCUUCGUAAACUAUAAACUUUUCAUAUCUAAAAUUUAAAAAUGCAGAAAAAGUUAACAUUUGAAAAUUAUAACU
This is a messenger RNA of Nylanderia fulva, 884 nucleotides long. Its product is annotated as nuclear receptor-binding factor 2. Gene Ontology annotation, biological process: autophagy. NCBI's taxonomy places the organism in Eukaryota, Metazoa, Arthropoda, Insecta, Hymenoptera, Formicidae. The record is from RefSeq and is a predicted model, not a curated record.